UGGUAUGAAGUGUGACCCAGUGAAUAAUUUUGAUACAUUUAACAACAGUGUUCGAGGAUAUUACGUUAUUACAUUCUUUACAAUGAAUACCAUAUCAAAUCUUUUUGUCUUGACGACAAUCAUGACAGUGACCGCAGCAAUCGGCUGUCCAAAAGAUUGUUCCUGUCACAGUCAGACACUUCGAUGCCAAGGAAAUAUAUUAAAAGUGGCAAUACCGACGGAUACUAAAGAAGUGUAUUUGACUGGUUUUCAACCUGACCCAAAGACCAGUCUAUCCAAAGUGCAUGCUACAUGGGAAAGUGUGCUUAAACUGCAAAUUUCACUAAUAUUUCCAAGCAAAAUUAUGUAUCUGGCAGACAGAUGCUUCGAGGGUUUAUUAAACUUGACAUAUCUUGGGAUACAUGGCUUGUACCCUAAAGAACCUACGGGAGAUUUUUUCCUCCAGUCUGACACGUUUUACGGGCUUAACAAUGUGAAGACAUUAGAUCUUUCUGGAAAUCCAUUUCUUUUAAUGCGAGAGGUAAUUAAAAGUUUGAAUACAUCAAAUAUAAUGCCGGCUCUUAACACCAUAAUUUUGAAAGACGUGCAAACAUUUCAUCAUUUACCGGUAUACAGAACGGAGUCGAAUAAUUUUCUGAAAGCUCUCCAUCCUCGACCAAUAAAGGAAUUAAGUAUGGAUGGAACAAACUUUGAAAUUGAUUUUACUUAUAUGCAUAACCUUUGCAAGACUCUUGAAAAAGUUAGCAUGGAAAAUGCUUACAUCACUGCAUUAUAUGGAGCGGAAUAUUUUGUAUGCCCUAGCUUAAAGGAACUUGAUUUUACAAAUGCAUCAGUUCCAUUUCUGCAAUACAUGCUUAAAAUAAAAAUACAGCCAAAUCCUAGUUUUGUAAGUAUUUUCAAUAGAUACGCAUCUUUUGUGUUCAAUGUUGAAACAUUAAAUAUUAAUAAUUUCUUAUUGCCAACUCCAGCGCCACUGUCAUUUGAUAACGGCUUAAUUUAUAAUGUGACCGGCAUUAACAUGAAAGUGAAGUACCUACAUUUCCGCAAAAAUUAUUUGAAAAAGUUUAAUGUUUCAUUUCAAAAUAUGCCAUUUCCACCAGGGACAGAAAUUGACGUUUCGGAUAACAACAUCGAAUAUAUUCAUCUACAAUCUCUUAGCCCAGGCAAUAAUAUAAGGAAAAUAGAUUUGUCAUCAAACAGACUUCAUGAAAUGGAAAGUAAUUAUCCUAUAGAAUUUGCAAAUUUCCUUCGUUUUUUCACAGGCUUGGAAGAGAUCAGUCUGGCUUCCAAUAAUCUUGAUUCUCUUCCAAGAAAUCUGUUUAUCGGUAAUACGUUUUUAAAAACUGUAAAUGUAUCUAGUAAUAUGUUACAUUUCAUUUCUUUUGGCCUGCAUUCUUUGUCUAAUUUGCAAUAUCUAGACGCCAGUAACAAUGUCAUUCGAAAACUCAUUGAACAUCAAACUCGCGAAAUAGAGAAACAUGCUUUGAACUAUGGAACUUUAAGACGGAACAGCAGUUUUAUCUUAGAUAUUUCUGGGAAUAGCUUCGACUGUGACUGUCGGAAUCUUCAAUUUGUCAGGUGGAUUGGACAGACUAGCUUCAUAGGUGGAAGUGGAAAUGGGUAUAUUUGUACAUACGAUGGUAAACAGUAUGACAUGAAAACCGAUGCUUUUGAAAACGUGACAAAAGAGUGUAAGCUUAAACUAUUGAAAAGAAAUUUGACAAUUGGAAUAUGCAUUUCGUUUUUAUUAACUAUUUCCGUUGUGACUUGUGUAACAUUAUGGCAUCGAUACAGAAAGAAACAAAAUAAAAUAAAAGCAUUUCUAAAACAAUUACGGAAGAAAGAUGAAGAUCAUUUUCUUGCUUUUUUGUCCUAUUGUUCGGAAGACACCGAUUUUGUUUUGUCAGAAGUUUCUCAAAAACUUAAUAACGAAAUAUGCGCCAAAACAAAAAAGAGAGCCGAAUACAUUUGUAUUGGAGAUAAACACUUCCGUCCAGGAUUUCCUGUCAUAACAGAGGUUAUGUUAAAAAUGGAGAAUUCUGCAGUAGCGAUUUUUGUUAUUUCUCAGACAUUUUGUAAUAAGUCUUGGUGCCAUAUCGAAAUAAAAGAGGCUAUGGAUUUGCAAAAGCCAAUCAUACUGAUAUUCAAAGAAAGUGUAAAUGAAAACGACAUGCCAAAACUUGUGAAUAGGUUGUUUCGUCAGAAUACGAGAUGCAAAUUUAUACGUGAUACAAAUGGACAUUGGAGUCUACAGCCAUCAUGGAGUAUUCUUGUAACAUCUUUAAUUGAACUUGCAGCUGGAAAUAGUAAAACAUGAUAUGGAGACAAAAUGUUUGACAAUCAUGUCUGUUUAGUGUUAUUUUAUUGUAUCCUGUUACAUGUUGGCAGAUUCCUUUUAAUGUUUAUUUUUUACGUUGAAUCUUUAUUGGUACACAUACAGAAAUUAAGAAAUAUGUCACUCUCUUUCUUAUUCUUCUUCCAUAAACUGAGCUAUGCAAGUGGCUCAAUAUGACUAGGCAUAAUGGUACCGAAAAUGUCGCUGGAGCACGAAUGGAACAUAGUUUCUCGUUUGUUUAAACUAUUAACAGUGUUAUAGCGUGUAAAAAGGUGUCAGGUUAAUCCGCGGAGAAUGACAUUGAGGUAUUAUGUGUGAGUGCAGAUGCUGUGCUGGCUCGAGAAAAGAACUCUUUUUAACUAUCAUUGUGUACAGUUUUUGUUGUUUUUGCUUUGCCCGAUUGUAAUGUUAUCAAAUAUCAAGAUUUUGUCCUAAAGUAUUUUUUGUUGUUAUUGUAAUAAUUAACUGCAUUUACUGUCUUUGAUUUACUCAACUGAAAUUAUAUCAGUAUUAUAAUAUUACAAACCUUUAUCCUAAAAUACUUGUUUGUUGAUUGUAGUAAAUGACAUGGUAUUUUUAUAAUGGACUGAUCCCUCAUUCAAUUUGGGCAAUACCAUUUAUGUUUUGAAGGGGUGUUUACUGCAAAUUUACUGACUGAAUAGCGAACAGUGCAGACCAUGAUCAGACUGCACAUAUGUGCAGGCUGAUCUUGCUCUGCAUAGAUCGCAAAGGCAGAAUAUCUUGCAGCCAGCAUGCUAAUGGUUUAGAUAGCUCAUCUUCUCUCUUCCAUUUGUUAUCAGAUGAUAUAGAACACUAUAAAAUCAUUGAUAUCUUGACAGUGAUUCAGAAAAUAAAGAUUUUCUUUUAAUUUCUGAAAUUUCAUGCUAGAAGAUUCUACUACUUGAUUUCCUGUAAAUUGGACAUAAAUUAUGUCAAAACCAAACGUUUCAAGCAUGCGACCAAUUCAAGAUCUUAAAAAUUUGGAGACUUACUUUCAGCAUAAAAUUGAGGCGGCCAAAGAACCUUGUAGGCACUAAAUGAAUAUUCUUUCCCGCAUGUAGAAGCACCGUAUGGGGAGUAACUUAAAGUGUAGGUGGCGAAAAUUCACAUGUAACAUCCAUUAUCAUACAAUCAAUACUUUUUGAAAUAUCAAUUCUGAAAUCAUGUUCACCUCAAGGUUUUCCUUUCGUAAUGAUUAGGACAGUGUUAGUUCCACGCUGCGUUGUUAUAACAUGUGUUUGCUGAACAAUUCAGAACAUAAAUGGAAACGAACACAUAGUGAUGCUUUGCAACACAAUAUCCGAAAGCAGACAUAAUUGAAAGUUCUCUUACCUAUGUACAUUCCCUGGAAAUUGUUAUAUAGAGACAGUUGAAUUUCAAACCAGUGAAGUAUCAAAUCUCGAUAUUAUAAAACACGUUUAAACAAGGAAGCAUAGAAGUCAAGAACAUAUUGACAAUUUUAUUUAUUUGAUUCUAGACAUAUUCAUUGUUAAUUUUGUGUUGUUGUUUUUUAAGUCAGACCGACAUACUUUAGGUCAUACAUGUAUUAUAUCAUUUUUAUUGCCCAUGCGUUGAAUAUUAUAGGCGAUUAUUCACAAGCCAGCUGGAUGGUUUCCUCACAUAACGACCCGACCAAGGCCUGAACCCACAGAGCUGAUUUUCAAGAUGUUGGAAGACAGCGACCUUGGCCACUUUGCUACGGUGGCUUCUAUCUCCAAACAUCUCGGUACGCUAAAUAAUAAUAUGUUUACAGGCCGAUUAAAGUAAAAAAAAUAAAUAAAAUAAUAAAACACGCACGCACAAGACCACCUUAAAAAUGUUUCGUAAAACGGUUAGCUGUAAUGAACUAUGAACAUAUUUAUAUAUAUAAACUGCCGGUCAGUGACCGCGGUGUGUAUAAACACAGGAUAUAGACCAUUAAGUGUAUACACUGAAGUACGUUAUAUACGCAAUCAUUAUGACGUGCUGGGUUUAUUUAAGCUUUUAGCCUUAGUUUUUGAGAAAACAAUAACUAAAACAACAGCAAAUCAUAAAAGGAUUGUUUCACAUGAAAAUUGAACAACAUAUAAAGAUGUAUAUUACUCUCCGGAAUAACUGUCAGUUUACUAAUUAAUAUAUACAUUGAAUAUUCCGAAAAUGGGCUGCAUAAAGGAGCCACACUUUCGGAAAGUUUAGCGCCUUUGAAAACUCACCAUUUUCAAAGAAUUGUUACUUAUCUUCGUUUCGAUACAUUUGCAAUAUGUCCCAGUGCUGAAAUUUCACAUAACUGGGCUGAACGUAGUUUUCAGCAAUUGUUUAUUUCUGUUUCUUUACAAAUGGUAUUCAUUUUCAAAACGGGACAACGGGACAAUGUGACAGAACAUGUAAUGGUCAGGUAGAUAGUUGGUUAAGAAGUUGUUCGUUUUUCAAAUAUUUCUUUGUUUUGAAUAUAUACUCCUAACCCAUAAGGUUCAUGUAAAAUGU
Mercenaria mercenaria is the source of this 4798-nucleotide messenger RNA. Its product is annotated as toll-like receptor 4. Gene Ontology annotation, biological process: toll-like receptor signaling pathway; immune response. The record is from RefSeq and is a predicted model, not a curated record. Gene Ontology annotation, cellular component: membrane. Gene Ontology annotation, molecular function: protein binding; transmembrane signaling receptor activity. The coding region runs from base 5 to 2317 and encodes 770 amino acids. The transcript is spliced from 2 exons. NCBI's taxonomy places the organism in Eukaryota, Metazoa, Mollusca, Bivalvia, Venerida, Veneridae.